Perkinsus marinus ATCC 50983 is the source of this 750-nucleotide messenger RNA. Its product is annotated as beta-tubulin, putative. Gene Ontology annotation, cellular component: cytoplasm; microtubule. Bases 1 to 750 code for a protein of 249 amino acids. Gene Ontology annotation, molecular function: GTP binding; structural constituent of cytoskeleton; GTPase activity. The transcript has a single exon. Gene Ontology annotation, biological process: microtubule cytoskeleton organization; mitotic cell cycle. The record is from RefSeq and is a predicted model, not a curated record. NCBI's taxonomy places the organism in Eukaryota, Perkinsozoa, Perkinsida, Perkinsidae.
AUGGUGCUCGACAACGAGGCCCUCUAUGACAUCUGCUUCAGGACUCUAAAACUCACAACGCCUACUUACGGUGACCUCAACCAUUUGGUCUCUGCUGCUAUGUCUGGUGUCACUACUUGCUUGCGAUUCCCCGGUCAGCUCAACGCUGAUCUCCGUAAGCUUGCGGUCAACAUGAUCCCGUUCCCCCGGUUACAUUUCUUCAUGACGGGCUUCGCCCCUCUCACCUCUCGUGGCUCUCAGCAAUAUCGCGCUCUUACCGUGCCCGAGUUGACCCAGCAAAUGUUCGAUGCCAAGAACAUGAUGUGCGCGUCUGAUCCUCGACAUGGUAGAUAUCUGACCGCUACCGCUCUCUUCCGUGGCCGAAUGUCGACCAAGGAAGUCGAUGAGCAAAUGCUCAAUGUCCAGAAUAAGAACUCGAGUUACUUUGUCGAGUGGAUCCCCAAUAACAUCAAGAGCGGUGUCUGCGAUAUCCCCCCCAAGGGCCUCAAGAUGGCCGUGACCUUCUUGGGUAACUCCACUGCCAUCCAAGAGAUGUUCAAGCGGGUGGCUGAACAAUUCACUGCAAUGUUCCGAAGGAAGGCUUUCCUCCAUUGGUAUACUGGUGAGGGUAUGGAUGAGAUGGAGUUCACUGAGGCUGAGUCCAACAUGAACGACUUGGUUUCCGAGUACCAACAGUACCAAGAUGCCACUGCUGAGGAAGAAGGUGAAUUCGACGAAGAGGAAGGCGAGUAUGAUAUGGAACCCAUGUAA